This is a messenger RNA of Ceraceosorus guamensis, 891 nucleotides long. Its product is annotated as Extradiol aromatic ring-opening dioxygenase. The record is from RefSeq and is a predicted model, not a curated record. The transcript has 3 exons. Gene Ontology annotation, molecular function: ferrous iron binding; zinc ion binding; oxidoreductase activity, acting on single donors with incorporation of molecular oxygen. Bases 1 to 891 code for a protein of 296 amino acids. Lineage: Eukaryota; Fungi; Basidiomycota; Exobasidiomycetes; Ceraceosorales; Ceraceosoraceae.
AUGACAGUCACCUCAGCUAUUCAGCGAGCUCCAGUGCUCUUCAUGUCUCAUGGUGGACCGCCCACCCUGUUCGACACUUCUCAUCCAGCGCACAAAUCCUGGGUCAACACGGGCUCGGACCUGUCCAAAUUGCAACCGCGCCCAAGAGCCAUCCUUGCCAUCUCUGCUCAUUGGGAGUCUGAAGCACGGUCCAGCGGUGAUAAGCCCACAAUUCAGGUCAACAGCGAUGCAGCCAAUCCCCUCAUCUAUGAUUUCUACAAUUUCCCAGCACAUUACUACGAGCAAAAGUUCCCCUCGAGCAAUCCGAGCUGGCUUUCCGACCUGAUUUUGAAACAUUUGAACACGACCAGCUUUGCGGGUGAAGGAGUGUCACGGGGACCAGACCACGGAGUGUGGGUGCCCAUGCUCGCUGCGUUCCCCAAGGGUCUCACAGGUGCGAAUGAUAUUCCGCUCGUCCAAGUCAGUCUGCCUCGACCGACGGGCAACUCACUCAAAGAUGCACAGCAAGCUCUCCAGCUAGGGGAAGCACUGCGUCCCUUGCGCGAACAAGGCAUCUUGAUCUUUGCUGGAGGACAAGCUGUUCACAAUCUCGGGGGCUUCAGAUUAGUCAGAUCUGGCCGACCGUACGAAAAGCCCACAUACGCUGCCGGAUUCUUGCAAGCUUUAUCAGACGCCAUUGUUCCUGCUUCUGGAACAGACGAUGCAGCGAAAGAACGUGCCGUUCAGCUUACUCAAAGGCAGGAGUACAAAUUGUGCCACCCUACAGACGAGCAUUUCUUGCCCCAUCUCGUCGCACUCGGCGCCACGUAUGAGGGAGAAAAGGGCACAGAGUCACUCAGGCUUGAUGAGGGCUUCCUUGGCUGGACGAUGUACCGAUGGAAUUGGCCAUGA